This is a messenger RNA of Nestor notabilis (Kea), 1537 nucleotides long. RefSeq names its product UBX domain protein 4 (gene UBXN4). The record is from RefSeq and is a predicted model, not a curated record. Bases 34 to 1458 code for a protein of 474 amino acids. Gene Ontology annotation, molecular function: protein binding. NCBI's taxonomy places the organism in Eukaryota, Metazoa, Chordata, Aves, Psittaciformes, Psittacidae. The transcript is spliced from 12 exons.
UAUCUUGCAGGUGAGGAUGAACAGUCUACUGAGAUGGCUGCAAGGUGGGAAGAUGAGAAGGUGACUGAAGCUGCCUCAGAUGGUUUUGUUGCUAUUAAAAUUGACACCAAAAGUGAAGCAUGCCUGCAGUUUUCUCAAAUUUAUCCUGUAGUGUGCGUUCCAUCCAGUUUUUUUAUAGGAGACAAUGGAAUCCCUUUGGAAGUAAUUGCUGGCAGCAUUUCUGUUGAUGAGCUUGUUACAAGAAUCCAUAAAGUUAAACAGAUGCACACAGUAAAAGGGCAGCUUUUGGAAAAUGGAAGUCAGUCAUCUGCUCCCUGUCCCUCCUCUCAAUCUGAUGGUGCUCCAGAAAACACACAAUCCAGAGCAGCAGAGUCUUGUGACUCCCCCGAGUCUGUUACAUCUGAGACAAUGAGACCUUCUGCUGAUGGAGCAAAUUCAGAUCGAGCAAGCCAGGAAGCAACUAAUUCUUCAGAUGAGCAAGUGAGUGAUGCUCAGCCUGUGAACGAUCUUGCACUCAAAGUAGAAAGAAUAACAAAAAAGCUUGAAGAAAGACGAGAAGAGAAAAGGAAAGAAGAAGAACAGAAAGAAAUUAAGAAAGAAAUUGAACGGAGAAAAACUGGUAAAGAAAUGUUGGAGUACAAAAGGCGACAGGAAGAAGAGUUGACAAAACGUAUGUUAGAGGAAAGGAACAGAGAAAAGGCAGAAGACAAGGCUGCAAGAGAGCGUAUAAGACAACAGAUUGCAAUGGAUCGUGCUGAGAGAGCAGCUCGCUUUGCAAAAUCAAAGGAAGAAGCAGAAGCUGCAAAAGCUGCAGCUCUUCAGGCUAGGCAGGCUGAAAUAGAGGCCAGAAAAGAAGCAUCUCAAAAGGAGCGAAGUGCAAUAGCCAGGAUUCAGUUCCGCCUUCCAGAUGGAUCUUCCUUUACUAACCAGUUCCCAUCUGAAGCACGGCUAGAAGAAGCAAGGCAGUUUGCUGCCCAGACGGUUGGUAAUGCUUACGGCAGUUUUUCACUGGCAACAAUGUUUCCCAGAAGGGAGUUUACCAAAGAAGAUUAUGGAAAGACGUUACUGGAACUAGAGUUAGCACCCAGUGCUUCAGUUGUGUUGCUGCCGGCGGGAAGACCUGCUACUUCUGUGGUUCAGGCAUCAGGCGGUGAUCUCUGGAAGUUCUUGGGCACAAUACUUUAUCCCCUCUUAGCGGUUUGGAGAUUUAUUAGCAACUUCCUGUUUACAAGUCCACCCCCUUCACAGUCUGCUGUGAGGUCAGCUCAUCAGCCAGACCAUCCCAAUCCUUCAGCAUCCAGCAGCAUUGAGCAAAGCAGGCAAGCAGUCAGGAAACGAGUAUUGGAAAAGCGGGGGGAAGACUUCAAAAAAGAAGGAAAAAUAUAUAGACUGAGGACUCAAGACGAUGGAGAAGAUGAAAACAAUACUUGGAAUGGAAAUUCUACACAACAAAUGUAGUUUUGAGCAAUUGCGGUAAUCACUGUCUGAUUUGGGGUUAUUUUUCCUCUCUCCCCUUAUUUGAUCUAAGUCAACUAAA